AUGACCGACCCACGGUCGGCGGGGCUGGUCGGAUCACUACCCCAGACCACCUUCCUUGAGGCGCUCCACCGACUCUCUCCGACCCAUUUUGUGGACCCGUUCCGCAAACUCCACCACCCGGUACACUCCUGGGCGGUGGUCAUCGGUGGGCUCAAGCGAGUAGAAGAGAUCUUCGAUGCUUUCGUAAAGAAUCUCUUUACCAUCACUCGCUUCCGCACGGCUGGGGGCCACCAGCUGCUCCUGGCCGAAUACACCCACCUCCUGGACUGUGCGCGAUCAAUGGGAAAUGGCGUGUUGGCCGAUCAGCUGUGGGAAUUGAUGAAGGCACACAAUGUAGUGCCCGAUGCUGUGUGUUAUAAUCACUAUAUGGAGGCAAAGAUCUGGGACCACUGCUACACGGGCGCGGAGGCGUAUCGUAUACGCAUGCUGCCUCAUCAUUACAGAAAGCGACGUAGCGACGAACCGAACGUCGGGUGGCAAGGCUUCGGUACAGCACAACGAAGUGUACGGAAAUUGGUCCUACGGCUCUUCGGUGAGAUGCAGGAGCUUGGGUAUCUUGGGGACGAGCGCACAUAUAUCAAUGUGAUGCUUGCAGCGGCGCGCGUCGGCCAUAGGACGGCACUAACAGACAUCCUGAAAAAAGUGUGGAAUGUCGAUGUCAAUACCCUCAAAGAGGAACCUGAUAACGCGAGGGUGGAGCCGGCGACACCAUAUGAUCCCUGGUCCGCGUUGUAUCCGACUGAGAAGCUUCUCUUUGCAGUGGCACACGCUUUGGGCACCACAAACGACAUUCCCGGUGCUAUCAGGGCCGUGCAAUUCAUUUCUUGGUCGUACGACAUCCCCAUUUCAGAACGAGUUUGGCUUGAGCUGUUUGAGCGGACAUACGUGCUCUCGCGAUACCGAGGCAUAGAUGACCCCGAGUCGCCGAAAGCCAGACGAGUGGAGGAGGCCAACACAAUAGGAAAAGUAUCGCGAGAGCUGGUGUGGUCCGUAUUCGAUACCAUGACAUCGGAGCCUUACAAUGUGACUCCGACGUUGCAAGUAUGGCGAUUUAUGGUCAAUACCGGUAUUGACAAUGGAUCCCUGGAUGAGUGCCAGAACUACCUGCGCGGCGCAUACGAUCUCUUAAGCGAAACGAGAAAGAAAGAGGCUGAGGCACGAUGUGUCAUUCUUAGAUGCUUGAUCCCUGCGGCUGAGCUCGCUCGCCAGCAAGUCCACGCAGGAGCAGCGCGCCCCGAUCCAACACUCUUCCAUUCUGCGACCCUUGCAGAUGCGAUCAACGCGUACGACCUUCUCCGUCUUGAGGUCUGGCAGCAAGUACAUCUGCUCCAGCGCGCGCUCUGGAUCACAAUGCGCAUCCCAAGCUGGAAAGACAUCUCUGACCUUGAAUGGCAUAGCCAAGAACGGCCACGGAUGAUGGAGGAAUGGCGAGACUUCAUUCCUGGUAAGAUUCAGCUAUUCUACAGCGAAAACAGCGGCCACAUCGACAUGAUCGGCCCCAAGAGCUUUGGCAGUCCCUCCUGGAAAGCGGAUUCCCGGACCGUCCCUGUUCGAUACUCCACAGAACAUAAUAAUCUUUUCCAUCCGGUAGAGAAACCCUCUUGGAACGAGCAGUGCAAAUGGCAAGACCUCCGAAACCGAUAUCCUGAGGUAGAUUGGAACAUGGCCCCGCUCCACAGACUCUUCACGUUCCGCCUACCGCACACGCCAGAGUUCCGGACACAGUUAGAAAAAUUCCGCAACACUUGGGUUGAAUAUCCGAAGGGCCACGAGCUCUCAGCCGACAUGAAUCCGCAUGGCAGGCUCUAUGGCCGCCUUGCAGCGCUCGGUAUGCUCAAGUCCACGAAGCGCGGGAUGUUGCUUCUGGACGAGCGUUCUUGGGUGUGA
Molecule: messenger RNA, 1887 nt
Organism: Penicillium macrosclerotiorum
Lineage: Eukaryota; Fungi; Ascomycota; Eurotiomycetes; Eurotiales; Aspergillaceae
Exons: 1
Coding region: 1-1887 (628 amino acids)
Molecular function (GO): protein binding
Source: RefSeq, a predicted model, not a curated record